Messenger RNA from Loa loa (African eye worm), 499 nucleotides. RefSeq lists its product as hypothetical. The annotation marks the transcript as partial. The record is from RefSeq and is a predicted model, not a curated record. NCBI's taxonomy places the organism in Eukaryota, Metazoa, Nematoda, Chromadorea, Rhabditida, Onchocercidae. The transcript has 4 exons.
UUAGAUUGUUGAUUACUGAUUCAAUAUUAUUCGCUGAAUGGCUUAUAAGAAUGUUUAUCAUUAUGGCGAUGGUUAUACUACAACUUAUUCCAGUAGCCAUUAUGCUUAUCAAGUAGGUAUAAUAUUUGCGAUAGUAAUUGCUGGUAUUCUAUUUUUUGGAAUAUGUGCAGCAGUUAUUUAUUUCGGAUUUGUUAAAAGGAUGCGGAAAAGUGAAAAGAAAAGGCGUAUAAGUAGUAGUACCGGAUCCAGAACAACCAGUAUCUUACGAGUACCAGCUACAACUACUUAUACAUCAUUACGCAAUGAAAAGCCACCAUUUCCUCAUCAGCAACCGCAUGGUACUUACAUUCCUAGUCAGGAAACACCUAUCCUGCAAUCAGCGAUCCAUCCUCAAACCAAGUAUGUACCACCACCACCCAUGUAUACCGUUCAACCGAAUUAUCCACAAUCCCAGAAGCAAAAUUAUCCAGAGACAUCCGGAAAUGUUCAAUCUCAUCAG